AUGCAUCUAGAGAUAAAGGUGGCCCUGAACUUCAUCGUGUCCUACCUGUACAACAAGUUGCCUCGACGUCGAGCUGACCUCUUCAGUGAGGAGCUAGAGAGAAUAUUGGUUUCUCGUUUUGAAGGACACUGGUACCCCGAAGCCCCUCUCAGGGGUUCUGCUUUCCGCUGCAUCCAUUUAGGAGCACCAAGGGACCCUGUGGUGGAGCUGGCCGCCAAAAGAAGCGGACUGGACACGGAGGAGGUGCGUGCAAAUGUUCCUGCAGAGCUCAGCGUGUGGAUAGACCCUUAUGAGGUAUCUUACCAGAUCGGAGAGAAGGGGCAAGUGAAGGUGCUCUACCUUGAGGACCCCCCAGGCCUUGGUUGUGACAGUGAGCGGGCUGAGGGCCAGAUAAAAGAGUGCAAAAAGGAAGCAGAGGCUGAGGAGGCCAAGAACCUUGGCUUUAACCCUGACGCACAAGUGUUUGUUCCAGUUGGAAGUCAGGCGUCUCCGGCCCUCAUGCCAUCCCUCUCCAGCUCUCCCACACCUCUGUCUACUCCGUCUUGCCCCGGGCUCUUCAGCUACCCUAACUCCAGUACACCCACAGACCCUGCGGCCCACUCUUCCAACACCUCCACUCCUCCUCCUCCCAGCAGUGGGCUGCCCUACCUCUCUACUCAGCAGCUGCCCUCCACUCUUCCUCCCACCCGCCCGCAACCCAUCACCUUCACCACCGCCAGCUUCGCCGCCACUAAAUUUGGCUCCACUAAAAUAAAAAAGUCCAGUGGCGCUGGGUCGGCGUCCGGCUCUGGCGUCAUCGUGCCGCCUUCUCAGAGGAUGCUGACCCGUUCUCCCACCACCAUCUCAGCGCCAGAGCUGCUCAAGCACAAGCCCCUGUCUCUGUCUUUGCACUCACUUGGAGGUCCCAUCCCCAGCCAGCUCUCGCCCAGCGCCAAAGAGUUCGUCUACCCAGGAUCCCCGGGCCCCCUUUACUUUGACACAGACACCCAGUCCAUGCAGCCUCAUACCAGCCAUUUCCAACAUGCUGUCGGUGCCAAUCCGACCUUUGACCCGUUCUCCAGCUCUCCUGCUCAGAGCGUGGGCAUCAUUGGCAGCAACGGAGGGAUCUCGUACAUGGAGAAGCCUCCAUUUGUUGACGGUUUAGGAAGCUACAGUUUGCAAUAUCCCAGCCAGUCCUUCCAGCCCGUUGUGCUGGCCAACUAAGCCUUCAUUUGUAAUAAGAACUGUUGAAAUGAAAAGUUGGACAAUGCUCCAUAUGUUCAGUUUUUCUAACAAAUUGUACUAACCCU
Nematolebias whitei (Rio pearlfish) is the source of this 1289-nucleotide messenger RNA. RefSeq names its product protein Tob2. The record is from RefSeq and is a predicted model, not a curated record. Gene Ontology annotation, biological process: regulation of gene expression. Lineage: Eukaryota; Metazoa; Chordata; Actinopteri; Cyprinodontiformes; Rivulidae. Gene Ontology annotation, cellular component: cytoplasm; nucleus. The transcript has a single exon. Bases 1 to 1203 code for a protein of 400 amino acids. Gene Ontology annotation, molecular function: transcription corepressor activity.